AUCAUGAUCGAGUUCUGCCCUGGAGGAGCCGUAGAUGCUACUAUGUUAGGUAAGGAGACAUGCAGUACUGUAGGCAGGGUAGUGCUGUAUAUGUGUGUACUCUAUAAUAUGUGUUCUCUCCCUUGGAACAUUGUUUUCAUAAGCAGAUUCCAUGCCUGAGGCCAUAGCUGCAACUGCCAUGGCACUGUUGCUCUUUAUGAUAUUGCUUUAUUAAGAAAUAAUUAUCGAACUGGGCCAAGUGACGUCUCGUUGUAAUGGGUCUGCUAUUGUUGCGAGGCACUAAGGGCAGACAGAGGAGACCCACACACUGUGGGAAAUGCACUGUUUUCCUUUGAUAAUCCAGCUCCUCAUUCAGCAGUUGCUGGCCCCAAAUACAGCUAACCAAACACUGAGAAAAUAGAAAAUGUCCUGGUUUAGCAUGUAAAUGUUUUCUUUAAGCCAAUUUACGCUCUCAGGGGGCAGUAGCCUCUUAAGACUACUUACAGCUUGUACUGGCAGCAACUCCAUCUGCCUCAUGGAAAAGUCCCAAUGAACCACUUGCCUUUUAUAGGGACUUUGGUUCUCCGUUAAAGUUGAGUUGUACCAUUUUCCUGUUGAGGUAAAACCUUAACCAUUGAUGUACGUUAACGUGAUCCCCUAACCUGUCCCCUCCUCUCUCUGAUCUGCAGAGCUGGACCGGGGCCUGAUGGAGCCUCAGAUCCAGGUGAUCUGCAGACAGAUGCUGGAGGCGCUGGUCUACCUCCACAGCAUCAAGAUCAUCCACAGAGACCUGAAGGCUGGGAACAUUCUCCUCACCCUGGAGGGAGACAUCAAGCUAGGUGAGACUAUCUUCUCCCUCCACAAUGUUCUACUCAUAAUGUACUCUUCUUCUCGAAUACUGAAACCUCAUGUUUCCAGAAUGCUACAACCAAUGUUCUUCUAGAUUCCACAGCACUUAGCCAUCUGCCAUAAUUUUCCUCUAUGCCCCUGUCCUAUCAAGUGUCCAUCCCACAGAACAGGGCUGUUAUCCACCUCAGUCUAAAAGUAUUUGGAAUAAUUCUCCAAUAAGCUACAGACUUCUCAUUGGACAUUGUAUAAUGGUCACGUUGUCUUUGGAAAGAGUUAUCUUGUUGGUCAGCAGAGCAGGAUUGGAAUUUUCACAUGAAUGUUGCAUACACGCAAUCAACACACUUAGAAUAAAUCCUUCCCUGAGGCAUCUCGGAAGAAUAAAAUGUGAGAUGCGUGGGCAAACGGCAUUCUGAUACGUUUUUCUGUAAAAUGUGAUUUGUAGCUAGUAUUCUAUUGAGUUUCAGCAUUCCUGAAGUUCUUUGUGCUGAGGAUUUGGGUCCAAACGGUUGAUAGCAGAUUUUUGUUGAAGCACCACUUGCCUAACAACAUGGCUGCUUUUGUGGAGCCUAUAAUAGCUUUAUAAAUGUCAGUUGGAGAGAAUCUGAGGAGCUGUGCUCUACUCGACAGGGCUGCCGGUGACUCCCGUGACCUUUUAAGGACCCUCUGUGGACUCCCCCCUUUCAGCUUCUUUUUGACAGGCCUCGGCAUGGGCACCCCCCAUUCAGAAACUUCAUACAGUCUGACUGAUCCCUCAUGAUAUAAGGCCCUCUUCAAUGCCCUGAAAUAUUUUCACAAGCACAGACACCAGAGCUUUGAUUUAAUGACUGGGAGUUGCCUCUGGAGUCAUUAAGUCAGUCCAGUCGGUCUCAGAAAAACCUCUGUUGCUGCUUAACAGAGAGCCUUUAAUGGCAAGUUACAGUACACUUCAUAUGAAGCUAGUCUGUUAUGCAUUUUUCCUUGAAGGUUUUUGCUCCACAGAUUUAGAGCAUUUAGAUUUGUUUUUCAGGUGGAGAGUAUAGAUACCCAUGAUGUCUAGUUAGUGUCACAGAUGGGGAAAGUUAUUGAGUAUUUUUGUCCUAGUUUAUAGGGUUUUCCCAUUCAUUCAUCUUCCAUUGAAAAUUAAUUGGCCCCUAUAGAAUUCCUCAAGGCCUAACAGGAAACUAACACCAUACUUACCAAAAGGGAAGUCUGAAAUCUCAGUUCAUGAUUUAAGAAACCGUUAAAAGGUCAAGAUUGACUAGAAUCUGGAGACUUUUGCCAGCAUUGCUCUGGUCUCAUCCCAGGCUGUCACUGUUAAUGUCCUAAGAAAGACUAAUGUGCAGCUAAAGCAGAAACAACAUCUCUGUAAGCGCUGGGUCGUGUCUGGGGAAAUGGAACUGUCGAUUUGGGAUAUUGUGCCCGUUCAGUAAAUUGAAUGUCAGCUUUGCGUCUCCCCUCAAUGAUGUCAUGGGAGUUUACGGUGUGGAAAUGAAUACGAUGCUGAAGCGCGAAAUCGGGAGUGUAUGAUAGGCUGCCUAGUCUUUGCAAGUCUGAUCUGUGAUGGAUUUGAUAUUAUGUUUAUACUGGUCAUACUGGUCACAAUAAACCGUGUGGUAGUCUUUUCAACAUUUAUCGAACAAAAGCUUUGUCCGUGUAGAGGCCCGUCUCUAAUAAGCGCUGGUUGUGUUCAGUGAUUGAAGGAAAUAAGGGCCCAGGCUAUAAAUUGUUUUAUGGUAUUCCUGCCCCGAAAGAAGAUAUCAGGUUAUAACACUGGCCCAUCAAUCAUCCUCUCUAACAAGAAAUGGAAUUCAGAAUAUAAAAAAAACACCUGUUGUUUCUUUGUGCUUGCAGCGGAUUUUGGUGUGUCAGCAAAAAAUACCAAAACCCUACAAAGAAGGGACUCUUUCAUAGGAACACCAUACUGGUAAGUACUUGUACAUACACAUGAAAACAGAGUAAUGUAAAUUGGUGCCGCACACUGCCACUGGGUGCGUCUCAAAUGGCACGUUAUUCCCUUUAUAGAGCACUACUUUUGACCAGGGCCCAUGGGUGCCAUUUGGGACGCACACAGUGUUUAAUGGGAUUAUGGUGGUACUGCAUGACUAGAAGUUAAGAAUAUCCUUCCUACUACCCAUGACACCUUGUGAACCAGUUAUAUGUCCUGCUUGACAUCAUAAUAUCAUUACUUACAGUAGUUUACAGUCGUUAUGGUUUGAUCAUAACCUUACAAGGCUCUUGUAAAAGCUGUUAUGUAUUAGUGUGGUUCUGGACCUUGUGCUCUGGCUGGUCCUCCAAUGAUCAUGGUUGGGUUGAAGUUAACUAUUGACCAGAACACAUCUCAUCCAAGGCAAUGUCAUCUAAAAUAGCCUCUGUCACCCUGCCCAGGUGUUGUGCAAUGUUCACUAGCUUCAUAAAUGAGUAACAGAUGCAAUUUCUCUCUGUAUUUUACUGUGAAUGUGAAGCCAAGCAGUGUACUAUUUCUGAAGAUUAUGUAAUAUGUCACUUUUGAUUGUAGGAUCGUAGGCACUUUUGAUCAUAGGCCUCUGGCAUCUCCAGAGCUCAGAUUUGAAGUACAUAGGCUACUAUCCACUUGGUCCGUUAACAUAGCUUAAUCGAAAGUCAAACUCAAACAAAUAUGUGCACAAGAUUUGGCAUUUCGAGCUUAACCAUUUGUCCUCUAUUGUGCUAUAUUGUAUUCUAGGAUGGCUCCGGAGGUAGUGAUGUGUGAGACCAUGAAGGACGCUCCGUACGACUACAAGGCUGACAUCUGGUCACUUGGUAUCACCCUGAUCGAGCUGGCCCAGAUCGAGCCCCCGCACCACGAACUCAACCCCAUGAGGGUCCUGCUGAAGAUAGCCAAGUCUGAGCCCCCUACCCUGGAGCAGCCCAACAAGUGGUGAGACACAGGAUAGGGAGAGGAGGAGAAAAAGAGAGAGGGGGGGUGAUGUAGAGUUCGAAACCCUAGGCUACAAGCCAGUGAAGACAGCACUUUGACUGUGCAUAGCUGUGGCCUUUCUAAUCAGUUUUUAUGAGGUGGUGCGUUCCAUCGCUCAGCAGAUGCAAAAGUUUGGGCCUGUUCUCCCCGGGUGCUGAGAGCUAUGCUCCAGAUGGGGAGAGCAUUGCUAGUGAAGUUUUAUUUUUCUAAGGAAAUACAGUUCCUUCAGAAAGUAUUCACACCCCUUGACGUUUUCCACAAUUGUGACCCGUUUCAAGGAGCUAGGCGUAUGUCGCACGUCACUACUUCACAGGAGAGGCAUUUGAACGCUUUAUUUAUUUAUCAAAAUGUGUUUUUUGGCAGAAAUGCCUUGUGGAACACGAACUUUCAUGUGCCUUAAUAAUAAACAUUUAUGCCAUCAGUACAUACGAAUACAAUUCUUAAAUUACGAGCCUAGGUGGUUUAGCCAAUGAAAAAGACAGGAAUCUUCCCGCUAGCCAUAAUUGGCUGAGAUAUAAUGAGAUAAUGGAUGGGCUGGACAUACCGAGAGAUGAGUUCGGAUUGGUCUGCCGUGUAGCAUGCUUCUGAGCUGCUCAGUAUGUGGAAAUAAUCAUUUCUACAGCAGCUUUUUUGAAAGAUAUAACGUUAGCCAUAGAGAACUGACAGUGUUGCUGCUGCUCUCAAAGAUGAGUGGGAAAUCAUUGUGAUGGACAAACGUUACUUUCUGCACACGGUUGACCGGUGUGACUUGACACAACAACGGUCCAAACAAGCUGUAGCUGGCUACAAACCAAACGGAGAAGACACGCUGCCUUGAAGCGUUCAUCCAUGUAUAUGGGUAAGAGUCUAGCUACAUUUUCAGAUAUUAUACGCUUCUAAUUUUGUCAGUCAUUUUCAUUGCAAGUUAAAGCAUACUGUUCGCUAGCUAGCGAACAUUAGCUAGCUGGCUCGCUAGUCAACGUUACAUGUAUGAUUCUGUGUAGUAAUAUUAUUUGUAUCUCAGAAAUCCAUUUGCAUUGCUAGUUAUAGUUUAAUGUUAACUAGCCAGCUAACAUUGAACCUAGUUGGUUAGCUAUAGCAACCUGCAGAUUCAUACUCCAGCAUUACAUGGAUAGUGGCUAGCUAUGCCAAUCUGUUUGUACUGUAGCUAUGGGUUGGGAUUAUGGUUCAUUCUUUAGCUAGCUACAUGUCUAAACAAAAAAACUCCACUUCGAAGAGAAUGAUUACAUGACCCAUCAAGUUAGCCAGGUGUGUCUAGGGGUGAUUACGGCCAUCUAUUGUAUUUCAUGACCGUGUGUACAUGUCUAGACAAUAGUCACCUAUCCACUUAGCUAGAUGUGGCUGGGGGGUGGUUAUAGCAUUUCCAAUAAUUAUAAAAUAUUUUUAUUUGGACAUGUUCAAAAUCAGAUUAGGAUAUAGGCCAAGGACUAGAUAAAGUGUAUUUUUACUUGGAGUUUUUCCUUAUUGUAGGCUGCCACUUCCACCACUUUUAGUCUUGAAAUCUUUGAUUGUUUACCUUAAAGAGAUGGGUGGGGCUAAGGGUUAAGAGGGUGUGAACGAUGAUGAAUAGAUGCAGACAAAGAAGAGUUCUCCAGUAGGUGUACCAAAACAUUCAAGAUCCAUUUUCUCAAAAGUGGGGUUACAAGUUUAUCAACUUUCAAAGCAGAUUUUCUUUCCCAUUGUUCCUCAACUGCAGUGUAUGAUAUACCAUUUUCUAGUCUCUACUUUUAUCCAAUGUAAAAAACACAAUUUCAAAUGUUGCUACAUAGGACCCGAAUCCAGGUGGUGGGUCACAUUUUGUUGUUACAAAGUGGAAUUAAAAUGCAUUUAAUUGUAAUUUUUUGUCAAUGACCUACACAGAAUACUCUGUCAAAGUGGAAGAAAAAUUAUAACAUUUAUUUAAAAAAAUAUCUUGAUUUAGAUAAGUAUUCAACACAGCGAUUACAGCGGAGUCUUUCUGGAUAAAUAUCUAAGGGUUUUCCACACCUGGAUUGUGUAACAUUUGCCCAUUCUUUUAAAUUCUUCAAGCUCUAUCAAAUUGGUUGUUGUCCCAAAAAAUUGUCAAAGACUCGAGUCACCCAAGUCAUAGUCUGUUCUCUCUGCUACCGCACGGCAAGCGGUACCGGAGUGCCAAGUCUAGUACCAAAAGACUCCUUAACAGCUUCUACCCCCAAGCCAUAAGACUGCUGAACAAUUAAUCAAAUGGCUACCCAGACUAUUUACAUUGACACCUCCCCCCUUUGUUUUUACACUGCUGCUACUCGCUGUUUAUUAUCUAUACAUAGUCACCUUACCCCUACCUACAUGUACAAAUUACCUCAACUAAUCUGUACCCCCGCACAUUGACUCAGUACCAGUAUCCCCUGUAUAUAGCCUCGUUAUUGUUAUUUAUUGUGUAACUUUUUAGUUAUUUUUUACUUAAUUUUUUUUUGUAAAUAUUUUCUUAACUCAAUUUCUUGAACUGCAUUGUUGGUUAAGGGCUUGUAAGUAAGCAUUUCACGGUAAGGUCUACACCUGUUGUAUUCGGCGCAUUUGAUUUGAUCAUUGCUAGACAAUUUUUAGGUCUUGCCAUAGAUUUUCAAGCAGAUUUAAGUAAAAACUGUUACUCAGCUACUCAGGAACAUUCACUGUCUUCUUGGUAAGCAACUCGUGUAGAUUUGGCCUUGUGUUUUAGGUUAUUGUCCUGCCUAAAGGUGAAUUCAUCUCCCAGUGUCUGGUGUAAAGCAGACUGAACCAGGUUUUCCUCUAGGAUUGCCUGUGCAUAGCUCCAUUCCCUUUCUUUUUUUAUCCUGAAAAACUCCCCAGUCCUUAAGGAUUACAAGUAUACCCAUAGCAUGAUGCAGCCACCACUAUGCUUGAAAAUAUGGAGAGUGGUACUCAGUAAUUGGUUGUAUUGGAUACACUCCAAACAUACUUUUUGUGCUGGAUACAAAGUGCUAUUUGCCACAUUUUUUUUGCUGUAUUACUUUGGGCCUUGUUGCAAACAGGAUGUAUAUUUUGGAAUAUUUUUUAUUCUGUACAGGCUUCCUUCUUUUCACUCUGUCAAUUAGAUUAGUAUUGUGGAGUAACUACAAUGUUGUUGAUCCAUCCUCAGUUUUCUCCUAUCACAGCCAUUAAACUCUGAAACUGUUUUAAAGUCACCAUUGGCCUCAUGGUGAAAUCCAUCAGUGGUUUCCUUCCUCUCCGGCAACUGAGUUAGGAAGGACACAUGUAUGUUUUGUAGUGACUGGGUGUAUUGAUACACCAUCCAAAGUGUAAUUAAUAACUUCACCAUGCUGAAAAGGGAUAUUUAAUGUUUGCUUUUUUUGUUUUUACCCAUCUACCCUUCUUUGCGAUGCAUUUGAAAACCUCCCUGGUCUUUGGGGUUGAAUCUGUUUGAAAUUCACUUCUCAACUGAGGUACCUUACAGGUAAUUAUGUGUGGGGUACAGAUAUGAGGUAGUCAUUCAAAAAUCAUGUUAAACACUAUUAUUGCACACAGUGAGUCCAUGUAACUUACUAUGUGACUUAAGCACAUUUUUACUCCUGAGCUUAUUUAGGCUUGCCAUAACAAAGGGGUUAAAUACUUACUGACUCAAGAGAUUUCAGCUUCUCAUUUUUAAUAAAAAAUAAACAACAUAAUUCCACUUUGACAUGGAGUAUUGUGUGUAGGCCUGUGACGACAAAUCUCAAUUUUAAUAUUUUUUAAAUUCAGGCUGUAACACAACAAAAUGUGGAAAGUGUCAAGGGGUGUGAAUACUUUUUGAAGGCACUGUAUAGCUGUGUUUAUAGCAAUGAUUACCCACCCUGAAGCGUUGUGCAGCCAACUGUGUAUGCUAUUCUUGAGUCUGUUCCGUUCUAGCCUCCAAUGUCAUGAAGUUGUGUAGUGAAAAUACAAUAUCUCCUUCUUUCCGUCCUUCUUUGAUUAAUGUUCCCGGAAUUCUGUGUGUUUAAGGUCACGGGAGUUUAAGGAUUUCCUGAAAAAGUCGUUGGAUAAGAAUCCGGAGAGUCGGCCAAACGCAGCCCAGCUCCUGGAGGUAAGAUAGUCACUCUAUAGUCUAGCUCGGUCUCUUUGAUGUAUGAGGACGGUUUCCCCUUAUCUCAUUCUUCAUAGGUCCACGAUCUUAUCCUCCCAAACAUCAGCUUUUUCAGACAUGAGGAAUGGGAAGAUGAUACAAUGGGUAAAUGAGCGGUACCAUACAGAGGGCAUUUGGGAGAUGGAGGGAGAGAGAGAGAGAGAGAGAACAAGGAAAUAAGAGACGAGGCGUCUAUUAAAAUGCAGGAUCCACUGCUUCCUGUCUGGGUCCGAAAGCAGGGGGGAUCGCUAGCAAUUUGUAUUCCUGUUUCCAGCUAAUGGCACUUUGGGAUUUCUCCGUAUUCUCUCUACCCCUGGCCAAUUACAGGGGCCGUGUAUCCUGGCCAAAAGCCUGCUGGGAGUUUACAGAGCACCGGAGAGAGACCGGAGUGGUCGCGUUCGGUGCCACACUGUAGGUUUUGAUCUCUAUCAUACCACUGCUGCUUUUAACCCCAGUGAGAUAGCAUUGAUGGGAAUGAGACCCAUUGAACAGCAGCUAUCCGCACUCGCUGUGGCUUAUUGACACACUUUGUGACAGGGGGAGGAUGCCUUGGGGUUACUUUGUCUGUGCUGUGGCUCACUCAUUACAUUGACAUUUUAGUCAUUUAGCAGACGCUCUUAUCCAGAGCGACUUACAGUUAGUGAGUGCAUAAAAAUGUUUCAUACACGUUGAUUGAGAUAGCUGGAAAUCUAAUUGUUAGAGGUCAGUUUAUUUGUAUCCAUUAUUCCAGUCAACGCUUGGACGAUGUCCAUGUGCUAUAGUAUGUGUCAGGGGACAAACAUAAAACAGUCUAGUCAAUGUGACUGUAGCUCUCCUCUCUCCCACUCUGUUAUGUCAUGUCCAUGGCUUCCUCAUCCCAUGUGGGGAAUGUUGUAUACAUGUUGUCUACACAACCACAUGAUGAAGUAUCAUAAUUUACCACAGCUGUGACGGUGGAUCUGGUGGGGACCAUCUGUCCCUAACUACAGAUUUUAGGAUCAGAUUACCCAAGCCCAAAUCCCGACAUUAACCAUUAGGAGGAAAGGACAAGAACUGACCCUGGACCAGAGGUUAUGAAUAACUUCACCCAACUCCAGCCAUUCUGUGCCUCUACCUCUCUGAAGCCAGCCACGUAGGCCAUGUGGUUCACAUUGAAGCAUUUUGCGCUCCGCGGCCCAUCAGCCGUCCAGACCAGACCAGCCCCUCCCUGACAGAAACAUCAGAGGGAGCCGUUAAGCUGGGCUGAGCCACGGCUGGAUCAAACAAGGCUGGGAACUAAUGCUGGUCCGUUUGCUUUCUUCAACCACUGAACAUUUUGCUUAAUGUAGCAGUGGUGGUCCGGGCUCAUUUUUCAUAGUAAACCUGUUGAAGCCGGAGGGGCAGAGUAAAGUCUCAGAGUAGGAGUGCUGAUCUAGGAUCAGCUUUGCCUUUUUAGAGUAUAAUGAAUACAUUACAUGGACAAGAGGGAACUGAUCCUAGAUCAACACUCCUACUCAAAGAUGCUUUAUGAAUAUGGGCCCUGAGUUGUGAAGCUCCUUUGUGAGACCGGGCAUGGGGAGAGGUUCUCAUGGGGCCUCAAAGGGGCUGCUGUGUGAUAUGUGUUGAAUCAACAGAAUUACCACAACCUGCCAGAAAAGGAUUCACUGUUCAGUUGAGCAGAAACCAAACCUGUGUUUUAUAGAGCGGUAGCUUCCAUGGAUACCCAGGAAGUGUUAAUGCGUUGUUUCAAAGAGUGUCUGAAUAAUUUCUGUUGAACUUCCUGUGAGCCAUGUUCAUAAGUCUUAGUGAGGUGUUUUCAAAUGCUUCUCACUGCUUUCCUUGCUACCCCAGACACUGUGUUGUGGUGUUCAAGUCCAGCACUUUGCCUGGGUGUUUUUCCUCUCCUGUGUGAUAGCUGGCACUCUGCUUUCCCUGAGUCAUUGUUGACUUUAUACAUUUUCUGUCAUUGGAGAAGUUAAAAGCUAAUGCUAUCCACACGGAUGGAGGCAGCCCAGAGGGUCCCUUUCUGCCUCAGCCACUCUCCUCUCACAUGCCUACCUGCCUGCCUGUGCCAGCUGGGCCAAUUAAAUUAGUCAUUGUGCAAAUCACCUAAAUAAUGGAUGACUUGCUCUUUUAUUUUUGCUGCACUUACCUUUUCACAGCCUUGUUUGUGGCUGUCAAAUUAUCCCCUCAAGCCUGCUCCUAUUCUUACACUAAUUUAAAUUAUUCAUAUUUUUUUUUUUUUAGCUCGGUCUUAUCUAGGAACUUGGUAUUAUAAGCACAUGAGGAUUAGGGGUAAUCUUCAUUGUUUCAUCAGGGUGAGCUCAUACCCUGGUCUCGUGGAUGCUUGCUACUGUUUCUACUGUUUAGAAACACCCAUGGGUAGAUACAGGUGGCAGAUUACAUUUCUGUCUCCUGUGAAAGUACCGUUUUCCUGUUUGCUUUCUAUGCCCCUGUCAAUCAGGUGUUGUUCUAUGGUUGUAACAUGGUUGUCCUUACUCCCCCUCUUUUUAUCGCCCCCCCCCCCCAGCACCCCUUUGUCUGCUCGGUGAAGACCAACAGACCCCUGCGAGAGCUGGUUGCCGAGGCGAAGGCUGAAGUCAUGGAGGAAAUUGAGGACAAUAAAGAGGAAGGAGAGGAGGAUGACACCGCUGAGUUCACAGUCCCAGUGGUAAGACCCUUUUACUGCUCUCUCGCCUGUGGCCCUUUAUCCUUUCCUGCAUUCCUUUUCUCCUAUAUCCCUCUCUUUCUCGUACAAUGAACUUUCACAUCCGUUCUUAUCAGUGGCGCUUUCCUAUUGUUUCCUUAAGUCCUCGUUUCACAUAGGCCUCAAAGUAGUUUGGUUUAUACAACCAAUAAAUAUUCUGUUUUAACAAUCAUUGUGAGAGUGAAAUUAAGGGAGGAUAUUGUGAUAUGUACAUAGCUGAAUAAAAGUACAGUACUUUUGGCAGUUUCUAUGUAUGGUGACUUUUCUUUUGAUAGUUUCUGCUUGCGUGCCCCACACACCAGAAUCUGCAGCUUCCUGUGCACCAGUGUGGGCCCCUCCUGGGUGCAUGAAUCAGCUGUGUAGUGCUAGGGCAAAAACCUACAUGUGCACCCAGGGGGGCCCCAGGACGGAGUUAGGAAAACCCUGGUCUAGACUCAGACUGGGCAGGGGAAGUGGUCAGGACAGCUCUCUCUAAAGUGUGGGGGGGUUUCUGUGGUGUUCGGUUAGCACACACUGAGAUGGGGCAGAGGACACGCACACACUGCUCACUGAGAGGAUAGAACGGACACUAAAGCACAUUCUGCACACACUGAUAGUCACACACUCCCUGGGCGACCUCAAACUCCAGCUGCCAUGGUCAUUAUGUCCAUGAUGAGGACUCAAUAUGGUCUUUCUACUAUUCAAACACAGAUUGAGCCUAGUCCUGGACUAAAAAGCAAUCUUAAUGGAGAAUCUCCAUUGAAAAUGGGUUUGAAUCCAGGAUUAGGCUUAAUCUGUGUCCGGUAAACCGCCCCUAAAACAUCUACUAUUCAAACACUAUAAGAUCUGCUAAUCAAACGCUUCCAGUUAACUGUUUUUCUGGUUGAGAGUAAUAGGUUUACUGUAUAUGAAUGUAUUGGGGGACUGGAUUAGAAAGUGAGGGGAAAUCCGAAGCCACUAAAUCACUGGUGCUCAACAAAGGAACAUCAUUUGGAACACUUGCUUUCACACACCCAGUUACCCACCGCAAAAAAUAGAGGCUAUUUGUUGUCCUGUACACCGGCACAAAUAUCGCUUUACCUCCUCUUGGGGGACUUAAUUAUUUAAAGUUUGACAUGGUUCCUUUUCCACAGACAUGCCCCUUAGAUAAACAUAUACACUUGCAUUUAAACUGUAUGUUUUCCUAAUAAAACUGUGCUGAAGGGAAGUUGGACAUUAGAUUGGUAGGAUUGUUUCUAGGUGAUAAUGAGUCAUUCAUAACUGUUAUGUGAUAUGGACCUGAGGUCAUUUCAGGUCUGUAAUUUUAGAUGGACCAUAGCAGUCGUCUUCCUUAUUGCUACCCUUCGCUCAUCAGUAGAGUCAGCUGUCUGUCCUGUCCUCUAGCAUUAUAGCUACUGCUGACACAGUCAAGAGAUCAGCACGUUUCAUUCCUGCACUCUCCUGACGGAAAACCCCCGUACGCAAACGCGCACACACACUCCAAACUGCUUUCUUCUGACAAUCAGAAACCCCCCUCCCCAGACGGAAAUGCAAGGCCUGAGAGUGCAGCUUUCAGGAAUUCUUAGUCAUCCUUCACCACACACACACACACACACCCCAGAGGUACAGUAUGAUCAAAAAGGGUAGUUUUGAGAUAUUCAUAUUUGUAAAGUUGAAUACAUUAAUGUGAAAAAUCGUAUUUCAGAAUCUAGACAUACUCUAAGAUGUUGUCUGUAUCAUGUAAGGUCAGAGGUGGCACCACAGGUCCCAGAGUGGUGGUACCACCUUUUUUCUCCUGAUGGUUACUUGCAGGUAAAACUCUAGAACCUAGUUGUAGCAGGGACCUUAAGGGUUGCCCUAUUGUCUGGGGCAAGUGAACUGAGCAGCCGGGCAAGUUGAGCCUGCUCUAAAGUUGCCCCAGGUAAAAAAACUGAACCACAAAAAUGUAAGGAAUUCCCUUAAGCCUAAAACUGAUCUUUCUGGUUCAUCCCCAUUUAUUUAAGUGGAAGACGGACUAUAUAUGGCAGCCGGGCUAGUUGAGCCUGAUUUGUGGUUGUCCCAUUAGGCAGAGCAUUUAAAAAAACUGGCUUAGGCUAUAAAUGCGUAACGUUAAAGCUUAGUUUCCCCUGGCCAAAUAAGACAGGGCACAUAGGUGGAGGCUACAGUUGAUCAGAGUGAUACAGCAUGUCAGUUCGCUACUGUUUAGGUGUAGGCUACAGUUGAUCAGAGUGAUACAGCAUGUCAGUUCGCUACUGUUUAGGUGUAGGCUACAGUUGAUCAGAGUGAUACAGCAUGUCAGUUCGCUACUGUUUAGGUGUAGGCUACAGUUGAUCAGAGUGAUACAGCAUGUCAGUUCGCUACUGUUUAGGUGUAGGCUACAGUUGAUCAGAGUGAUACAGCAUGUCAGUUCGCUACUGUUUAGGUGUAGGCUACAGUUGAUCAGAGUGAUACAGCAUGUCAGUUCGCUACUGUUUAGGUGUAGGCUACAGCAACAUUUCUGUAAAGAGUUUUUGCUUGGGUCUGUCGGGAGUGAGUUAUUUUCAUGUUUGCUAAAAUAAUACUGGAGUAAAGUGGAGAGUGCUUUCUAUAUACGUGCGCAUGCCAGACCUGCAAUUUCCGUAAGUCUGAUUUGGUACACACACACACACAAACACAACCUGCAGCACUCUGGUGAGAAGGACAUGGGCUACUAAUUGUGUGUGAGUUGACGAAUUAUGAGGCAAGGCAAGUCCAUCUAAAAAACAGGAAGCCUACUUUGUCCCUGUUUUCAAUGCUUUAGCGUCAUGAUUUUGUAUUAAACCAAAUAAAAAGUGGUGGGGUUCUGCCCCACCUAAUUGAAAAGGACUGGAGCAAAUGCCUGCUCGCCACACGUUUGCCGGCGGCCCUGAUACACACACACAGUGUAGUAGCGGAUGUAUUGGCGGAUAGGUUGUAAACAGCCGUCUCAGGGUCUGGAGAGCAGCCAGCCAGCCAGUUCUCUCUGGUAUGAUCUUCUCUCCAAUUGUUUUUAGAGGAGCCAUUAGAAAGGCUGGCCCCGGUCGUAAAGAUGGCUGAUGACAUUGUUUGCUUAAGGCUCCGAGACAGCUCUCUGCACGUGAGCCACGGGACAUCAACAGGAUCUACACCUGUUGUUAUUAUUAGUGUGUUAUUACUGAUUACAUACUUAUCUCCGGUGCACAGAGCAGAGUAGGUAAGUGAUGUAGGUAGGAGUUUAAAAAGGAACAACUGCAUUGCUCCAGACAGUACCACUAAAGGUCAACGCUGCCGAUCUACUGCCAUAUGAAGCCGAGAACUUCAGCAUUAGGACUAAGACCAUUAAGCAUUACGGCUAAGUCCAUUUCAUUUGGCUCGUAUUAGAGGGAUCACUUUGAACAUUGGCGCUGAAGGUGCUUCUGGGGAAAAGGUGUGAAAAAGGCACCCGUGUUGAAAUGCUUUGUCACAUAACAAUGUUCCUCCUCUCCCCAGCCUCCAGGCAAGGACCUGUCUCAAACCAGUCAGACCAGUCUACAAGGGGACAAUGCCCCAGACACACCCACCAAAACCCCCGUGGUGGAUGAGGCCAAACUCCCCGUGAGACCUUCCCGCAGGAAGGAUGACCAGCUGAUUGACCAACAGCUCCCCGAUGAGGGCAUCAGCAUUGUGGACUCUGACAAGCCCGAGAGCGAGACCUCUGGCAAGGCCUUCUCCAGCUCCGACUCGGGCAUCGAGGAUGGGAAGAGCACCCCCACCUCGGACGAGGGCAAGCCUGAGACAGAGAACCCGGCCCUUCUGGCACAGCCUGAGGUGGUAGAGGUACCAAAGAUGCCCCAAAGCCAGUUGGUGGAGGAGGGAGGAAGCGGUGGCAUGGGCAGUUGGCAGAUGCCCGUGACUGGGGGAACAGGGCCCACCACCCCUACCCCAGACCCCACACCUUUGAUCGGGCUGAACGGCAGCAUGAGGAGCGUAGGGGCUAACAUGGACAACCUGAUGCCCCACCACAACGCCAACGGCAGGAUCUCCAAGAGGUACUCUGACGCGGGCAGCGUGUCUGCUUCUGAGAGCAUGGACAUCAGCCUCAACCUGUCAGGAGACAUGUCAGUCAACAAGGACAAUGGAUCCCUCUGCCCCAGGGUGGUGAGUAAUCCCAUAUUUAAUGUCACAUUUCCAAUUAUUUAUCCUAGUGUUUUACCCAAAAAAACUCAGACUUUUGUAUUUCCACGGCCCGGCUCCAGUGACUCACUGGGCCAUGGUCUCGGCAGACCUGCUCUGGCUUGGGGCCAAGGCGAGACAACUGGGAUAUUUUGGGGUGCAUUUUACAUAACAAUGGCUAGCUGUGGACAUGGAUUAACACCUUCCAUGGUUAACACCUUCUCACAAAGCCGCUGUUUUGAUUAUGCAAAGAUAAAAAAAAAAUAGCACAUUCUAAGAUGACAUGACGGAGUAGAGUAAUGUCAAGUAUCAGUGACUGGACCAGUGUGGGCCUCUUGACAAUGUCAUACGUCAUGACUGAGGUAUUACUGGGACACAAGGGUGUGUGUGUAGGAGAGUAGCCCAACUCCGGUUAUUACAUGAGCUUGACUUCUCCUUGGAAAAUCUUCCCAGGGAGGAACUGAAACGGUUAUGUGUAAUGUUGUGAUUUGGCCCUAGGGCAGGGAUCAUCAAGUAGAUUCAGCCGCCGAGACGUUUAAAAAAAAAUUUCUGGGGCGGAUGGUCUUGGGGCCCGGAACAUAUUUACAAAUAAUUUGUAGACUGCAAAUUGACCUUAAGAAGCCCAAACAGAUGCACUAUAUGACCAAAAGUAUGUGGACACCUGCUCGUCGAAUAUCUCAUUCCAAAAUCAUGGGCAUUAAUAUGGAGUUGGUCCCCCCUUUACUGUUAUAACAGCCUCCACUCUUCUGGGAAGGCUUUCCACUAGAUGUUGGAACAUUUCUGUGGGGACUUGCUUCCAUUCAGCCACGAGCAUUAGUGAGGUCGGGCACAGAUGUUGGGCGAUUAGGCCUGGCUCACAGUCGGCGUUCCAAUUCAUCCCAAAGUUGUUCGAUGGGGUUGAGGUCAGGGCUCUGUGCAGGCCAGUCUUCUUCCACACCGAUCUCGUCAAACUAUUUCUGAAUGCACCUCGCUUUGUGCAUGGGGACAUUGUCAUGCUGAAACAGGAAAGGGCCUUUCCCAAACUGUAGCCAUAAAGUUGGAAGCACAGAAUCGUCUAGAAUGUCAUUGUAUGCUGUAGCGUUAAGGUGCCUAGCCUGAACCAUGAAAAACAGCCCCAGACCAUUAUUCCUCCUCCACCAAACUUUACAGUUGGCACUAUGCAUUGGGGCAGGUAGCGUUCUCCUGGCAUCUGCCAAAUCCAGAUUCGUCCGUCGGACUGCCAGAUGGUGAAAUGUGAUUCAUGACUCCAGAGAACGUUUCCACUCUCCAGAUUCCAAUGGCGGCAAGCUUUACACCACUCCAGCCGACGCUUUGCAUUGCGCAUGGUGAUCUAGGCUUGUGUGUGGCUGCUCGGCCAUGGAAACCCAUUUCAUGAAGCUCCCGAUGAACAGUUAUUGUGCUGACGUUGCUUCCAGAGGCAGUUUGGAACUCUGUAGUGAGGGUUACAACCGAGGACAGAUUAUUUUUAUGCGCUUCAGCACUUGGCUGUCCCGUUCUGUAAACUUGUGUGGCCUACCACUUCGUGGCUAAGCCAUUGUUGCUCCUAAACGUUUCCACUUCACAAUAACCGGGGCUGCUGUAGCAGGGCAGAAAUUUGACAAAAGGACUUGUUCGAAAGGUGGCAUCCUAUGAUGUUGCCACAUUAAAAGUCACUAAGGUCUUCAGUAAGGCUAUUCUACUGCCAAUAUUUGUCUAUGGAGAUUGCAUGGCUGUGUACUUGAUUUUAUACACCUGUCAGCAAAGGAUAUGGCUGAAAUAGCUAAUCUGCUAAUUUGAGGGGUGUCCACAUUUUUGUGUAUAUAUAGUGUAUAAUGUUAGACUAAAACAUAAUUUCAAACCUUGCUUACAUUUGUAUAUGUUCACGUCUCUCCAUUAUGCGUGGGAAUAAUUGGGAACAGAUUUCUUAAAUUAAAAUCACUUGGAGCUGAUUUUCCUAGUGUUUUUACAGUCUUAUGUCCAACAAUACCUUCCACACAAUUUAUUGUUUUUUUGAUCAGAACUUGGGGGGCCAAAUAAAACCACCCGCAGGCCGCCAGUUGGGGAACCCUGUCCUAAGGUGUGAGCUCACAACAAAGAACAGCUUGUCUUAAACUACCCCUAACCUGCAUUCGUACAUACACUUGUCAAUGAGUGAAAUUUCAAAGUUUUAUGGAAAAAGCUGAAUUUCUAGCAAAAGAGGCUCUGAGAUGGAAUCAAACUGAUGUUCUCUAUGAAAUGGACACAUCCCAUCCUUUUAAUAACAAGUCUGUUUGUGCUAAAACUAUUCAAUUUUCCAUUCAUUAUGACCAAUGGCUCUUUGUGUUGAGCUCUGUUCAGCAUUCGGUAUUGUGAACGUCAUUUCUAUACAGCCAUUGUUGCCGGGGGAGCUUCUGGUUGUUAAUGGACAUAACAGGAAAUCUAUUCAUUGUUGGACUUGUGUUCUAUUUGUGAUAUGUAUAUUUCCAGAACAGAUUAUUCAGCAGUUAAUUUGCCACUGGGCUAGAUGAAUAGGAGAUCUACGUUAGACCCAGUAACAGUGUGAGGUUAUAUACAUGAGAGAUGGGCAGGUCAGGCGAACCAGGGGUUUAUGAAUGGAGAUGUAUGAGAGAACACAGAUCAAGGGAGGCAAGAGCCAAAGGCAAUGCUCCUUCUGAGCUGUUGCUACAGUACAUACACCUGUGCCCUCUGAGCACACUGGAUGUGUGCUCACUUGUUCACAUACAUACGCACCGACGUCAUCGCACAGUGUCUCUGUCAAAGGUUUAGAAGAAUGGCUACAGCACGACAUGUUUACUCACUGUACCUUCUCUGGUGAGAGACGUACAGAGAACGGUGUUUGUUCAGCUGGCCCCUUACAUUUUCACUUUUCAUCAAUAGGAAAAAAGCCCUUUAAAGUAGCCAUGUGUCACCCAGGGUCGUGCUACUCUUCCUGGACAGAGACGGGAGUGGGUCUGACCUAGUGAGAACCAGUGUGGAGCCUGUCUCUGUUUCUGUACUGGGGGAUGAGAGAGCUCUGUUGUCUGAGAGAAUCCAACUUCCUGCUUGGCACUCCCUCCCUGUACAGCAGAGCAGGGUAAUUAUAGAGGAACCGGCCCAGCAGGAUCCCCCUGUCUUAAUGACCACACACACCGCACCGAAUGUUGAUCUGCCGCUUGUCUGCCGUUCGUUUGGCGUGGCGUGUUUUAGGGACCACCCGCUGUAGAUUUGUUUUGCAAAUUACGUCCGGCACCCUGUUCAGAAUUGCUAAGUACUUUCGGCUGGCAAAUGCUACCGAUGUGUCCAUGCCUUUCCACUACUGCUCUUUCCUGUCAACUGGCAGGCAGACUGUGCAGUGUUCUCCAUACACCGCCUUCUCCUUUUAAAGACAUACUAGUGUGUUGUCGUCAUGUAUCAUGGCAAGGAAACAAAACAUGAAGUGGACUACAUUUCCUGAUUUUUUUUUAUUUUUUUUAUUUGUAUAUUUUUAUUAUAUUUUUUUAUAUAUUUUUUUAAACAGUCCUAAUGGUAAAAAUAACAUUGCUGCAGUCACUCAAUCGUGAUACUGUAUUGUGACACCAAACACACACUGUGCCCCCUCUAGUGCCCCCUAAUAACUCUCUCUCUCCUCCAGGAUUCUCGUUUCUCCAAUAAGACAUUGAAGCGCACCAGGAAGUUUGUCAUUGACGGCUUGGAGGUCAGUGUGACCACAUCCAAGAUCAUCGGCGAUGAUGAGAAGAAAGAUGAAGAGAUGAGGUUUCUCAGGCAAGUCACACUGCUUCCUGGAAAACAGUGAUAAGAUAUUCAGUAUACCAGUAAACAAUGUAUACCAGUCACUGGUUUCAUAUGGGCCAAAUAUUUCACUAUUUUGCAUGACUGUGUACGACUCCCUAAACAGCCCCAAUUUGACAACAAAUAAUUGAAUCUUGGUAGAGGAUUCUGAAACGUCACGAGUUGAAGAUCUGGCACAAAGUGUGCUUUCAUUGCCAUCUAUUGGUGAUAAUUUGACACCACACUCUGUUGGUUCAUCAGUUCAGUCUAUGGUUCAUGCACAGUCGGAGACUAGUGAUUACUCACACACUACCUGGUAAGAUUCCACUAAUCUGUAAACUCUGUUCUCAUCGUGAUGAGGGAGCAAGGCUUUCCCAUAAACUCUACUUUCCUCUUAUCUGUUUUUAAUCCAAGGCAAUGUCAUCUCCCUCAGUGUUUUAGACUGUCCAAAAGUAUGUAAAGGUCAUGACCUAAGACCGUAAGAAUAUUUGAACUUAUUUUGAACUGUGUGUCGUGUGCGCCCGUGUGUGUGUGCAGGCGUCAGGAGCUGCGGGAACUGCGUCUGCUGCAGAAGGAGGAGCACCGUGCUCAGGCAUUACUCAACACCAAGCUGGAUGCUCAGAAGGAGCAGAUGCAGCGACGCUUCGACCAGGAGAUGAACGUAGGACUACACACACACUGACACACACACUAUAGUCUUGCAUCGGGUUGGAUACCCACGGUUCCCUGCGGGUGACCCAAAAAAUAAUAAUCAGCUAGCGGGUGUAAUGAAAACAUUAUUUCAACCCGAGGGUCGGCUUGUGGUUCAGAACAAUUAUAUUGUGGGUCGGAAAUGUUUUAAAUCAAGAUAAUAUCUUUUUUACAAACCCAGGAGCUUGUUGCAUUGUGUUGCGGAUUCCAUUCUGUGAGACAUAGCCUAGGCUGCCAGCCACGCACACAGUGAGAGAGGAGCAGGGAACUGUCUAUUAUUUGUGUGGUGCUGAAACAUUCCUAAUUUGUCCAUGUGCAGCGCUUAUGUUCCCUCCCGAACAUGACAAUACGUUGCCAAAUUCUGGCCUCCUUUCCCUGGCUAGCCUAACUUACGCGGAAAUAGCUAAUGUAGCCUGACCAGAGAAAUAAAAAGAGAGCCUAUGAUAAUGAUGGUGGAAUACACCAUUGUGGAAACAGGUGCUGCGUGAGUGGAAACCCCGGUUUGGAAGGAUUUUGGACUCAUUGUGGACAAGGAGGACAGCCUGGUAGUAUUUGUUUAUGAUAAUUCAGUUAAUUAUUACGCUAAUUCAGGCUUUCGUUCAUUUAGACAAUACGCAGGCCAUAUAAAAUCUCAACCUAUGUGUGUGCACAAAAGUAUUUUAUGGGCCUAAUAGUAAAGUAAUGUCAUAUAAAUGGUAAAAAAUGUUUUACCUUUUAAUUUGGCAUGAACACGACCAGUCAUGAUAUGUUUUUAUCUUAUUGUCCAACAAAUCAGCUGCGCAUUUUGGUCAACUCCAAAAUAAUUCCAGCAUCCAAACAGUGCACUUCUCACUCACGCCAUUUGAUGAAUGGAAAGAGACAUCUGUUACAAAACACAAAGUGUAAUGACAUUCGAAUCGAUUGUCAUUGGGUCUAAACCAGCUGUCUGUUCCCAAACUAGGGGUCGCGUGAGAAUUUCAAAAAUCCUAACAAUUUUCUUUUUUACAUUUGGGAAAAGAUUUAGCGUCUUUAUCUCAAAGUCAUGUAAUGUGGUAUUUCUUAAAAACCUCUAUGAAAAUUAUUGAAAUCUAAAAGAGAAAAUUAAACCAGAGUGCCCUUGGAUCGUGAGAGAACCUGUACUUGUGCCCUUAAAUUGGAAUGAUUCAAGUGCAACAGUCAAGUGCGGCCUUUCGAGCUGUCAUGUGACCGAAUGCUGCAGACAAAGCUUUCACGGGUCAUUACGGAGGAGUUUUGGUUCCUGACUCAAAAGGAAUAGCCUGCCGUCUCUCUGAGCAUUAAAACUCAUGGUACCCUUCACCCAGCGCAUAUACAGUACCAGUCAAAUGUUUGGACACACCUACUCAAGGGUUUUUCUUUAUUUUUACUAUUUUCUACAUUGUAGAAUAAUAGUGAAGACAUCAAAACUAUGAAAUAACACAUUUGGAAUUGUGUAGUAAGCAAAAAAGUGUUAAACAAAUCAAAAUAUAUUUUAUAUUUGAGAUUCUUCAAAUAGCCACCCUUUGCCUUGAUGACACUCUUGGCAUUCUCUCAACCAGCUUCAUGAGGUAGUCACCUGGAAUGCAUUUCAAUUAACAGGUGUGCCUUCUUAAAAGUUAAUUUGUGGAAUUUCUUUCCUUUUUAAUGCGUUUGAGCCAAUCAGUUGUGUUGUGACAAGGUAGGGUGGGUAUACAGAAGAUAGCCCUAUUUGGUAAAAGACCAAGUCCAUAUUAUGGCAAGAACAGCUCAAAUAAGCAAAUAGAAUUUACUUUAAGACAUGAAGUUCAGUCAAUACCGAACAUUUCAAGAACUUUCUUAAAGUGCAGUCGCAAAAACCAUCAAACGCUAUGAUGAAACUGGCUCUGAGGAUCGCCACUGGAAUGGAAGACAAUAUCAUUCUUAAUUCAUGGCAUGGUUUCCUUUUAUCCAAAUGUUGAAUAGAAAUACAGAAAAAUUAAUUCACGCAGAAAAAAGGAAUAGCCUAAACUACUCUGGAGUCAAAAACAAUUAAAUCAAUUGAUGUUAUUUGACGGGUCACUGAUCGGCUCUCGGAACAAUUCUAUGCGGGUGGGUCAGGUUGCGGAGAAAAAUCUGUGCUGAUAUCGGGUGGGGAUCGUAAUUGAUGUGGCCGGCGCGGGGCUGGUGUGCACUGAUAGAGGCCUCUACAUACCAAUGGUCUCUUUUCAUCUACACCCACUAAUGUAAAAAAGACCAGAAUUCCUUGAUUCCUCCAAUCUACACCAACACCAUAAUAUUAUCUCUCUUCCUCUGUUUAUGGAAUGAAGGAAGGAACCCCUGAGUUCACUCUAACACCCACACUCCUGUCAUAUCAACAUCCAUUUGGAUAGCUGUCUGAUUAAGGGAAUCCCUUUUCCACAACCUCCCACACAUGUCUAUGAACAAGUAGGGGAUCUCCUCUCUGCAGAGGAGGCUGGUGGGAGGAGCUAUAGGAGGACGGGCUCAUUGUAAUGAAUGGAAUGGAGUCAAACGUGGUUUCCAUAUGUUUCAUGUGUUUGACGCCGUUCCAUUUAUUCCAUUCCAAUGAGCCCGUCCUCCUAUAGCUCCUCCCACCAGCCUCCUCUGCCUCUCCUUUUUGACAUUUUCCAAACCUUCCCAGCUUUGUCCCCUCUUAGCCCACCAGGAUCAUGGCUACUUAUGAUAUAAAAAUGGCGAUUAGUUUUAUUUCUUGCUGAACAUGUUUAAUUCCUUCUCUCUGCUCCUCCAAGGUGAAGAAGAAGUACUAUGACACGGAGCUGGAGAGCCUCGAGAAGCACCAGAAGCAGACCAUCGAGAAGAUGGAGACGGACCACACCAUGAAGCUCAGGGACGAGACCAAACGUAUCCGCGCCGAACAGGACCGCGACUACAACAAGUUCCAGGAUCAGAUGAAGCGCAACAAAAAGGAGGUGAGGGAGUGCGUGUGCCUGUGUAUUCAUGUUCUAGUGUGUGGACGGUGGGCAUCAAAAUGAAAGCAGUAUUGUUAUUAAGUCAAUACGUUUUACAAUCAUUUUUCCAGGUGAAGAAUGAGAUUGAGAAGCUCCCCAGAAAGUCACGGAAAGACAGCAUGAAACAGAGAAUGAACACCUUUACACAGAUGAAACAAACUGAGGUAAACACAAGCUGCUUUCUUUUUCACUCCACCACUGACCUCUAAAUCCAGUUAAUAUACUAACGGUAGCUAGCUAUAAUCACAUAUUAACGUCUCAUCACUGCCUGUUUCCUGUGGUUUAGGAGCAGAACUACCUGUCGGCCCAGAAGAACCACCUGGACAUGACCCUGAAGAGGAUCAUCUCAGAGAACAAGAGGGAGAUCUCAGAGACGGAGAGGCAGUGUCUCAACAAGAAACAGCACCUUGUCAGAGGUACAGCAUCAGUCAUGCUGGAUGGCUGGGUGCCAUCAACACAGUUAUCAGAAUGACAGUUGCUGCUCGUCUGGGAGGGGUCUAGUCAGAACCCCUUCACAGGGAAGCUAACGCCCUGAGAUCUAUUAAAGGGAUGGUUUGAGAUUUUGGCCAUUUCUACAUACCCAGAGAGAUUAACUCAAGGAUACCAUUUUUAUGUCUUUGUGUAGUUUGAAGGAUGCUCGUUGAAUAUAGUUUCUGGAGCCAUUGCUAACUAGCAUUAGCACAAUGACUGGAAGUCUACAUGAGGCAGCUAGCAAUGGCUCCAGAAACUACCUUUUAACUUCCUUCAAACUGCACACAGAGACAUACCAUUUUUAUCCAUGAGUUCAUCUGACUCUGGGUAAGAAGAAAAAAGGGCUUCAUUGCUAAAAUCUCAAACUAUCCCUUUAAAGUACACAUUUUGAUCUCUGUUCAAGCCCUAUCCCCCUCAAUAACUUUUAACAAAUGCUUACUCAGUGUUUACACUCUCUCUCCCCUCAGAUACAUUUAAUCUCACUGACUUGAGAGUUGACGUUCUCUUCUUCCAACUGCUUUCAAAACUAUUUUCAUUCACUGGCUGUCUCUCUCCCUCCUCAGAAAGGGAAGCUACUAUCUGGGACCUAGAGGAGAAGAACCUUCAUGAGAAGCACCAGUUGCUGAAACAGCAGCUAAAAGACCAGUACUUCCUCCAACGGCACCAGCUGCUCAAGAAGCAUGAGAAGGUACAGUAACCCUAUCCGUGUGGCUGGGAAAGGAACCUACUGCAGUUAUCGGGGUUAAACUUGUAUGCCCAGCUAAUAUCCUCAAACAACCCCUUACCUUUGCGUAGUGUGUGUGCGCGCGCGUGUCCUCACCCUCAUACAUGACUGUCUCCCCAGGAGCAAGAGCAGAUGCAGUGCUACAACCAGCGGAUGAUUGAGCUGCUGAAGGCCCGGCAGCAGCAGGAGAAGGGUCGCCUGCCUAAGAUCCAGCGCAGCGAGGGCAAGACCCGCAUGGUCAUGUUCAAGAAGAGCCUCCGCAUCAACUCCACUGGCAGCACCUCGGAGGACCGCGAGAAGAUCAAACAGGUACCAGACAACUACAGAACGGCCUUGUUCGGGGGGGGGGGACUGGGUAUAAAUGGAGGAGAAAAUCAAACGUAGUGUAGCCAUGGGAUGGAGGUUAGAGAGGCAAUAAGAUCAAAUAGAUGAGCACUGACGUCUCUUCAAAGGUAUACUUACCUCAGGAAAAAGUGUGCGAGUGUUAGCUAGAAAAUAGUAAUAUAUCGUACUCGUAUCGCAGAACUGUAUCAGGCCUAAGUGGUGUGAACUCAUCCUCAUCUCUCUCCCUCUUGUGUGUGUGUGCCUCCCCAGUUUGCCCAGCAGGAGGACAAACGUCAGAAGGCUGAGCGGCUGCACCAGCAGCAGAAGCAUGAGAACCAGAUGAGGGACAUGGUGGGCCAGUGUGAGGGCAACGUCAGGGAGCUCCAGCAACUACAGGUGACCUACUGUACACCACACUAUUCACAGAGACAGAGAGAGAUAAUGUCCAGCUAUAUGUAUCUUAUUUGACCCUGGGUGUCAAAGCCUUGCACAUCAUUUUUGACCUGAGCAUACCCACCUGCCUGAAAGCCUCACAGGAGAACCGAUCUGCAUUAGAAUGCCUUAAAAGCCUCACAGGAGAACCGAUCUGCAUUAGAAUGCCUGAAAGCCUCACAGGAGAACCGAUCUGCAUUAGAAUGCCUGCAUGAAUGUGGCACAAUGCCUAGAGAAGGUAGCAUAAUGUACAAUAAUAGGAAAAUCCACAUUCAUUGGGUUUGUAAAGUAGGGAAAUGCGUUCCACAAGUGCUGCAUGAAUAGGGUUAUGUAAUGACUGACUGUAUUGUGAUGUGGGAGCAGAAUGAGAAGUGCCACCUGCUGAUUGAGAACGAGACUCAGAGGCUGAAGUAUCUGGAUGAGCAGCACAACCACCAGCUCAAGGAGUGGAGGGAGCAGCUCAUGCCCAGGAAAAAGGUACGCGGCCAUACCGUUGACAUUGAAAAGUUAACAUUGGGUGUCAUUUUCACUAGGUCUCAAAGCACUUUACAUUUACAUUGAUGUCCAUUACUGUUGUUGCCAUUAUUGUAAGAUAAGAUUGAAGUCCUACUCCAUUAUUAUUUUCUCCUGAUUUACUUAACAAAAGGCAUAGCUCAAUAAGUGGUCCAGGUAUGACAUGACAUGGCACAACUCCUUGAAUGGCCUUCUCCUUGAAGUUGGCAGUUGUGUAAAAAAAAAAAAAAAAAAAAAUAUCCAAAUAUUUUUGUACCCUUAAAGGGGCAAUCUGCAGUUGCUACACCAAUUUUUUGAAUGAUAUGACUUAAUUUAUAUCACACACACAUGCACACUAGGGAUGUAACGAUUCGGUCCCCGAUUCAAACGUUUAAGAUACGACUGCAUCGUUCCACGGACCCCAAACCGAUCCAAAUGUAGCAUGUAUCGGGAUGAAAAUCAAUUCAAACAAAUCGGCGACUCACUUUUUUUGUUGUUGCUCAUAUUGCUUUCUUUCUACCAUCCGAAAAUAUCCUCUCCUUCAGUGUCGAACUAAGCAUGUAACUGUGUUGACGGUCAUCAAUCUACAAGUCAUUUUGCAUGCCGAAUAACCCCAGGGAAUAUCAGUAGCCUAGUCAAAUUGCGCACUGUGCCCAGUUUUGCACACUCACCAUCGCGAGGUAGGCAUCCUGUUCUUGAUCGUGCAUAUCUGCGCGGCACCUUCAGCAUUGAAAUGCUAAAUGGCUUGAGCGAUAUUAGGCUUUUAUUUGAGUGACAACCUAUGUAAUUUGCUAGGCUAUUGCUAUGCGCUGAUGAAAAUGGCCUUUUACCAGAAUUAAAAGUAAGAUACCGGAGACUCUCAUAGGCUACCUGCUGAAUGGCGCUUACAAUAUCUUGAUUGUUCAGGUUCACCAUCAGCAGUAGUUUUGGUAGUUUUCCUUUAACAAUCAGUGUAUAUGGUCGUUUUUAGAUACACAAAGAUGCUAAUUUCAUAACUAGUACAGCAAUCACUUUGCGAGGUGCAAAGCGGGAGGAGAAAGGAAGCUCAGUAAACUUCCAAACGGUCAAAACCAUUACAUUUUUUAUUGGGGGUGUGGAAUCCAAAGUUGUGCUAUAUAUUCAUUGGCGAUGUCUUAGCUCAUUUGUAAAUGAUAAAUAUUGAUACAUUACUAGCUCAAGCACUUAAUCUGCAAAAAUGACAAGUUAAUUAGUGGGUGAUGAACCAAAGUGGGGGGACAAAAAACAGGCUACAUUGCCCCUUAAUCUGAUAAUGGUAGUGGUGUGGUAGAUGCCUAGUCUCCCUUAUGGCUCAGCUCAAGUGCCUACAUAGUAUAUCAUUUACACACACACACACACAUACAUAAUUUACACACACACACACACACACACACGUCAGCUCAGGCAGAUCCAGCUCAGAGAGCCCCAGCUCAUAAGCUCCAUCAGCAGCAGAUUUGAAUUUAGAAUGGAAAAUGAAUGUAUUUUAUGCAACAAAUAUUAGUAAUAUCGCUUCAAACUAAAACCCAAAAUUAUAAGCUUGUUUUACUUCAAUGUUUGUAAACAUUUAAAAUGUAAACAAACACUUUCUAGUCUCAAAACAUACUUGAAACUAUAAUUUUGAUAUCUUGGAUGGUCAGUCCUGGCAUCCAUAGCUCUGUCUGUGAAUUUGAGUGGUUACAUUUCUCCAGGCCCAUCCCCAAGCAUUUUUCCAAAACAGAGGUGGGGAGUAUACUUUGUUAUUGUUUCAACUGCGGCUUGCCCCUUUUAAGUGUGUGUACAUUACUGUAUUUAUACUUGGAAUAUUGUUUUUUUCAACAGAAAGUUCAAAAUAGUUGGAGUGCGUUUAAAGUGAAGCUUAUCUUUCUCUACCCAUCUCUCCUUCUCUCUCACCCUCCCAUCUCUCUUCUCUCUCCCUCCCCCCCUCUCUCCCAGGCUCUGGAAGAGGAGCUGACCCAGAGGAAGAGGGAACAGGAGGUGUUCUUUAAGUUGAGUGGGGACUCUGAGUGCCUGAGCCCCAGCUCCCCAAACAAACUCACAAAGUUCCUGCCUUACUCCGAGUCCUCUACCACGUAG
Messenger RNA from Coregonus sp. 'balchen', 26397 nucleotides. NCBI's taxonomy places the organism in Eukaryota, Metazoa, Chordata, Actinopteri, Salmoniformes, Salmonidae. The record is from the annotation of a GenBank genome assembly.